AUGGCCUCAACACCCCCCGACCUCCGGGUCCUCUGCAGGAAACUCACCCUCCCUCCCGCACAAUUACCACAAUCCCUCCCCCUCCUAACAAGACACAUCCUCCACUGCAAACAAGUCCUGUCCACGCCCCAGGAACAAAAGUCAAAACAUGACUCCCCAACCGCGCAGCUCAUUCACAAACUCCGAACCAGCAUAACCACCCUCCUCACAGGACGGAGUCGCGAAGCACGCUUCACAGCCAUUGGACUCAUCAAGGCCAUGAUCGAUGUAGGCGGGUGGGAAACACUACGAGCUUCUGAGCCCUGGGUGCGUGGUCUGCUGGCCAUUGUGCAGAAGGGCGAUGCCCUACCGGUGAAGGAACUGGCGGUGAUUACGUUGACGCGCGUGUAUGUGCUUCUGCGGCCGUACCAGACGUUGGUUAGGGAGAUUGGCACGCCUACGAUUCCGGAAUUCGUCAAGGCGUGCUUGCAGGUUGUGAAGGGGUCUGCGCCGUUCAGUAUGGCUGAGACGGUUUGCGAGGCGUUUUCAAGUCUUGCUCCUUUGUAUCCUACUACGUUUCGGCCUUUUGGCUCGCAGAUCCGAGGUGCUGUGAGGGGGUAUUUGGCGCCGACGCUGUCUGAUGGGGUGCUUGUGCCGGUGUCGUUGCGGAGAGCGGCAAGGAAGGUGGUUAUUUCGUUGCACUGCGUGGCAGCUAAGGCGGGUGGAAGCGAGGAAUGGGCCAAGAUUGUGGAUGGAUUGCUUCGGGAAUUGCACGGUACUGCCGACCAGGUGUUCAGGGCUGUUGACGAAUCUUGGGAGGGCACAUCGGGAUAUAAUCGCUCUCGUGUUGAUCCCGAGGGUGAACCGCACGGCGGCGGCGACUCUACAGACCAAUUACCAGCUUGGUCCGGCGUGAGUUCCGGCGCCGAACGCAUAAUAGGUAUAUUCGCCUAUCUGUCCGACUGUCUGCGCUAUGCUACGAAAACACCCGUCGUUAUCCCCGUCAGCGCAUUCAUGGACGCCAUUUCGCGGGUCUGCCUCAUCGCGAAGAUGUCCAAGAGCCAGACCUGGGAGCAGGCGGUGCAGGCAAACGCCGCUAUUGGCCGCGACGAAAAAGAAGAGCUGUGGAGCGUCAUUCCCGAUAUCCAUAUAUCAGCGCUGGAACUCCUUUCGACCAUGGUCGAGCGGUUCAACCGGGCCAUGAUUCCGCUCAUUCCAGAAGCGCUCGACCAUUUAGUCCGGGUAUUCAAGUCUGGAAUCAGCAACCCACAGGUACGAACCACAGGAUGCAAACUACUCAGUAGCAUCCUCCCUCUUACAGGGCCAACCAUGUCGAAAUCAACCGUCACAAUGCUAGAACCCAUCAUCGCCGCCUGCUGUCGCGACUUACAAGAAGACGCGGGGUUUCUCAAAUCCCAAAAGGCGGCAUCAAAAGACAAGGGUCUCGCGAAUGCAGAUCUCUUCCUCCAACCGCAGGCUUCUACCGAGACGGCGGUGCAUCUAGACGCCGAGCAUAAAGCCAUUGCUUCGGAACUGCUCGUUGGUCUGCUGUCCCAUCUGCCGCAGGGGCAUUUGAAACCCACGCACAGAGGUCUUCUUGACAAAACUGCCAUUCUUACACGCAGCCGUGACGGCAUGCUAGCUAGUGUUCUGAACCCGUAUAAGGACCAGCGCGGGAGAAUGUACCCCAGCAUCUUGCCGCAUUUGUCGCAGCAGUACCCCCACGAUCAGGGCGUUGAAAUUCUGCGGAGUAAUCUUCGCGUCGGCGUGUUAGGAGGCAGUGAUCUCGUCGCGGAGGUGGCGGAGGUGGAGGACGAAGAAAUGCAUGAGGAUGAGCAUGUUGAGGAAGAGAAAGGUGAACCUCUGGAGGAGAUUGUGAAACCUGCACUGGCAGCUUCAAAUAUCGAGCUUCCGAUUCAACAGAAUGUGUUUCAGGGCACGACACCAAAUGCGUUUAGUGUGGCGGAAGCUAUACCUGACUCUCCUUCAAAGAGAAAGCAUGAAGAUGCUAGUGCGGAGCCGGAGUCGAAGCGUCAGGAAUUAGAUACGACUGCUGUGAAAGCGCCUACUCCUGAUGAGGACGAUGACAGCGACAGCGAUGAAAGCGUCCAUUUAAACAUGGAGCUGGACGACGAUGAAGACGAAGAUGAAGAUGAGUAG
Molecule: messenger RNA, 2139 nt
Organism: Pochonia chlamydosporia 170
Lineage: Eukaryota; Fungi; Ascomycota; Sordariomycetes; Hypocreales; Clavicipitaceae
Product: armadillo-type fold domain-containing protein
Exons: 1
Coding region: 1-2139 (712 amino acids)
Biological process (GO): rRNA processing
Cellular component (GO): nucleus
Source: RefSeq, a predicted model, not a curated record